This is a messenger RNA of Phyllotreta striolata, 1094 nucleotides long. NCBI's taxonomy places the organism in Eukaryota, Metazoa, Arthropoda, Insecta, Coleoptera, Chrysomelidae. The record is from the annotation of a GenBank genome assembly.
GAGUUUGUUGUGUUUUUAGCGGCCUCUUCCGCUCGAUUUCGACGGGUACUGGCUGGAGCUCCAGCUCAUUCGGCGAUCGUUGCUCGUGCUGCGCGGUUUGGUGUGAAUUUUCUGCUCGCGGUUGAUAGGCUCAGUGGAUCAGUGGGAAAUUCGAGUGGAUUUUCCGGCGAAACAUGGCGUUUUUCAGGAAGUGGAAGGCGAAUUCCAAGCACGAAAAAUUAUCGGAGGAAUUGGCGUUGCAAAAUUCCAAAGAAUCAGAUCAAGAUAUCAACACUUCCACGAUUUCCAACGAAAACGAUGUCGUUACAUUCAAAUUAAAAUACAUAGGAAGUACAGUAGUGGAGAAAAUAACCGGCGAAAAUGUCACUGUAGAAGCGGUGAAAACCAUCAUUAAAACAGCGAAAGCAAUGAAAAUGAAGCGAUUACAAACAGUCAACUUAAACAUAUCGAUUCGAGGAAUAUCCAUUACGGAUUUGCAAGGAAACGACGUACUAAAAGUUUCUAUAUACAGGAUAUCGAAUUGUUCGACGGACGCCUCCCACCGUCAGAUAUUCUCCUUCAUCUCGACCGACGCCGACGAAACGCCCGAAUGCCACGCUUUCCUCUGCUCGAAGAGGAAAGUCGCCCAGACCGUCACCUUGGCGGUGGCGAACGCCUUCGGCGCCGCCUACAGGCUGUGGCGGCGAUCGUCCUGCUCCGACGACGACGCCGACGUCGCGACGACCGGCGGAGCGGCGCUGUCGCUCGACAACCGGCCGGACGAUCGGCAGGAGGAGAGGCUCAUCGAUUUCGACAGCGAGCCGCUCGCCGAGGAUAUUUUCUCCGUGGACGAGGAGUGGAGCCCCGCCAUGCUGGCCAAAAAGGAAUGGGUUUCUUUUGAUGAUGAUCCUUUCGUCUACCCAUGCAAAUAAACCACACAAAAGUGCCAUUAUCCCGACUUAACAUUAAGCCAGUACAGGACUAAAACUUAACAGUGAUAUUGUAAAUAAAACUUACUAGAUAUAAUUUAUAUUAUCGACGUUUCUAUAAACAUAUAGAUCUAUAUAAUUUGUUACGUUUUCUUAAAAUUGAAUAAAAACUUAUAACUACCCUAA